Chelmon rostratus (copperband butterflyfish) is the source of this 1242-nucleotide messenger RNA. It is a transcript of the gene fsip1, whose product is annotated as fibrous sheath interacting protein 1. The transcript has 10 exons. NCBI's taxonomy places the organism in Eukaryota, Metazoa, Chordata, Actinopteri, Chaetodontiformes, Chaetodontidae. The record is from RefSeq and is a predicted model, not a curated record. Bases 1 to 1242 code for a protein of 413 amino acids.
AUGGAAAUUACCAGAGGUAGUUUAGAUGACAUUUCCCGACCUGCGUCGAGUGAGCAAAUCGGUAGCCGUGUGUCGAGCGUGUCAUUGCCUCAUAGUGACAGGAUUUGUAAUACUACUCCAUUUGCCCUUGUUGUUUUGACCAACGAUGCUGCUGAUAAUCAGAUUCAGAGCAACUCUGAAGAAGCUAUAAUCAACUCGGCAGCUAGAGAUCUUAACAAAGGUCAGUGCCACACUGAUGUGACUGAUGAGGAGAAGGAAGAUUUCAAACUACAGAGAGCCAUUGAGGAAAUGCGACGACUUGAUGAGAUACUGUCUGAAAAGAUCUGCAAUGAAAGGGAAAUCAAGCGUCAAAGGAAAGAACUUCAAGCAAAACUCUGGCAAGAGCUUCUGCAGAACAGGCCUGAAAGUCACUCUGAAUGUGCCCAGGAAGCUUUGAACACAAGGUUGUUUUUGGCUCUGGAAGCACCCCCUGUGACAGAAGAGAAGGACAGCUUUGUACCUGUGUUUGAAACUCAGGUUCCAGACUGUGAGCACGAUGGAGACCAACCCUUGGAGCAAAGUGAAAAGAAGCCAGACAGCUCGACAGAAUCAUUUGAAGUAGGCCACGAGGAGAGUGGGGAAGAGCAAUUUGAAGGCAGUCACUGUGGAGCUUCUAAAGGCAAAAAAAACCAGAAGGACUUUGUCAAGAGAAACAUUGAGCUAGUAAGUGGUGAGGGGGGCGGAGUGCUUUUGACCCAAGCAGAGAAAGAGCGGCUUGCCGAGCUCCUCCAAGAAGUAGACAAAGAGGAAGAGGACAGUGCCAGAGGCGUCGACAGCGAGGAGGACAUGUGGGCUGUGUCAGUCCUGACAGGCCAGGGUUACACCCCAGAGCCCUCUGACCUGGAGCGGCUGAUCGACAUCGACUCCAAAAUUCGCCUCCUCCUUCCUGUCGAGGAGUGUCUCUCAGUGCAAAGCUCAUACACAAACCUCAGCUUGUCACAGGGCCGUGGCUCAGAGGUUGGCUGGAAGUGCGAUGGGGACCCGCAGCCAGGAGAGAGGGUCCUUCAGGAUGUCAAGGAGAGGAGAGGGCAGGAGAGGCGGCUCCGAGAGAUCGAACAGCAGCUGGAGAUCCUGGGCCGAGGCCAAGAGAUGACUAAUGAGUCACCAGACCUCACUGAGGAGCAGUUGCUUGGUCUACUGGAUGACUGUGAGCUGACAGCGAGCUGCACUCAGGAUCUUGAGACGCUCGACACAACACCAUGA